AUGUCUGGGAAGCCUGAAAACGCUAAUGGAAGAGUUAGCAUGCAUCUGGACGUAAACAAUGGCUUAGAAAGGGUAACAGAAUUGAUUGAAACCCGUCUCAUUGAGAGCGGUUGGAAGGACCGAGUGAAACUAGCUUGUCGCGAAGCUAUAACUGAAAAUAACCAGAAUGUCCCCUCUGUGGACCAUCUGAUUGAAGUUAUAACUCCGAAGGCGAGGGCUCUCGUUCCUGACGCAGUAAAACGUGAAUUAUUACACGAAAUCGAAAUGAUUUUUUCGAAUAUUGAGAAGGGUGGAUACACCACGACUUUGGAUGGAUAA
Molecule: messenger RNA, 318 nt
Organism: Ceutorhynchus assimilis (cabbage seed weevil)
Lineage: Eukaryota; Metazoa; Arthropoda; Insecta; Coleoptera; Curculionidae
Source: the annotation of a GenBank genome assembly